This is a messenger RNA of Schistocerca nitens (vagrant locust), 1344 nucleotides long. It is a transcript of the gene Vta1, whose product is annotated as vacuolar protein sorting-associated protein VTA1 homolog. The record is from RefSeq and is a predicted model, not a curated record. Gene Ontology annotation, biological process: late endosome to vacuole transport via multivesicular body sorting pathway. Gene Ontology annotation, cellular component: multivesicular body. Bases 123 to 1070 code for a protein of 315 amino acids. NCBI's taxonomy places the organism in Eukaryota, Metazoa, Arthropoda, Insecta, Orthoptera, Acrididae. The transcript is spliced from 5 exons.
CGAUUAUCUUUGCUGGAAUUUGACAGAUCAGGUGCCUCUGUGGAAUGUACUAUGUAGUAAUUGGGUGCUGCAAGAGGUUACAAUUGGAUGAAAUAAAUACUGUAUAAAAGUUCUGUUUUGAAAUGUCUGUACAAUUUCCUCCGUGUCCAGCUUCACUGAAGUCGUUGCAGCAUUAUCUAAAGGCAGCUGGUGAACAUGAUCAGCGCGAUCCAGUAAUCAGUUACUGGUGUCGCCUGUUCGCUUUGCAGCUAGGAUUAAAAAUAGAUCGCAAAUCGGAUGAAGCAAAGGCGUUGCUUACAUCUAUUAUGGACUGGCUGGAAACACAGAAGAAAACGUUAUCAGAUAAUGAAGCAGUGACAAACGACGUCGCAGCACAAGCACACAUCGAAAAUUAUGCCCUCAAACUAUUUUUAUAUGCUGACAGUCAGGACAGAGCUGCUAAUUUCGGCAAGAAUGUGGUGAAAGCCUUCUACACAGCAGGAGUCUUGUAUGAUGUACUGACGACAUUUGGAGAAUUAACUGAUGAAGCGACGCAGAAUCGCAAAUAUGCCAAGUGGAAGGCAGCCUAUAUACAUAAUUGUUUGAAAAAUGGAGAGACACCUGUACCUGGCCCCAUGCAAGAGAAUGAUAUGGACGAGAACACUAACCAACCAGGAGAGAAUACUAGUGCUGGUCCUGCUGCUGGAACUAGUGAAAAUGACUUGGGGAGCUUCAGUGGAACUACAGGGACAAGCCAAAUGGGAUUUAUCUCCCCACCAGCAUCAUCAUCUUCUGCUGGCCCAAGUUUUCCCAAUGUGUCGAAUAAAGUGACAGACGUUCCUGCUCCAUAUACAGUUCCACAACCACUUACGCCAACAGAAGGUUUACCAUUAAAUCCAACUUUGCAAAUCAGUAAGCCUCUACCAACAGGUAAUGGAAGUUCAGCUUCACUGAAUCCAGCACAGAUCACAAAGGCUCAGAAGUAUUGCAAAUGGGCAAGUAGUGCCUUGAACUAUGACGAUGUACCAACAGCCAUAGAAAACCUGGAGAAAGCAUUAGUUCUGCUUCGGACUGGUGCAGAUACGGGUUAAUUGCCUAAUUGUCAACAAACUAAAAAGAGCAGUUUCUGUAAUUUUUUUAUGCUAAUACACUUUUCAAACUAAAAUGUUUACAAAAUUAAAAGUUCCAUUUUACGAUGUGUUGUUAACUGAUGGAGAAAAGCUCAUAGUAAAUAUGCUUGGUACUUCGCCUCCUGUUGAUAAUGAUUGAAAAUGUACGAUUUCUUGUGUAUGGAUAUGCAUGUACUAGCAUAAUUUAUGUAAAGUCAUCAUGCGAAUAUAAAGAUAUUGAUUUUUCAGCAAAUAA